AUGACGGCCCGCCAUCACGCCAUCGUCCCCUUCGUCCUUUCGGCGACAGGGGCUUCAAAGCAAGAGCAGCAGGAGGAGGAGGAGGAGAAGGGCGAGAGUAGAGACCCGCCUCACGAAGGCCCGGCGAACGAUUCGUUAUCGUUGACGUCGUCAUCAUCGUCUCCGACUGUCCGGCUUUCGUCUUCGAGAAGGCGUUCUUGGGACAGGGGAAGGAUGGCAAUCACCAGCAGCUUCAGGACACUCGUGUCGCCGAACCUGGAUGCCGACGUGGGUGAUGUUACCCCGCGACGACGACCCGGAUCACGGCGGGAGGACGGCAGACGCGGUGAAUCCACCCCCGACCGUGGCAAUCUCCCGGCCGAGAGCGGCAAGCCGGCCGCAGCAGCAGCUGCGGAGGAGAGAUCAGCAGCGGCGAGAGCGUCAGCGGCGGAACCGAGAUCUGCCAGGUCGAAACGCUUGCCAUCCCCACGGAUCAUGCCGUGGCCGUCGCCCGGACCCGCCCGCAUGUCCGGGGAUGCUCCCCUUCCAUCCCCGGGUUCCCCACUCCCACGAAGGCGGUCGCUCUCUAUGAACUCCGCCGUGUCGGACUCUUCGCAGUUGUCUGAUCACCAGCAGCAGUGGGCUCAAGCUUCUCGCGCGAAAGCGACGGCCGAGGGCCCCGCAGAUGGCCUUACGGCGGCGGUUCUCCCGCACGUAAGCCGCCGCCGCAGCGGUCGUGGUGGUGGUGGUGGUGGUGGUGGUGGUGGUGGUGGUGGUGGUGGUGGUGGUAGCGGCGAAACUGGCGGGGUGUCUCCUUCUUCGACGCAUCGCGGGAACGUUGGGAGGCUGUUGCGCAGCAGCAGCGAGAGAGGGGGAGUGGCGGUCUUCGACAGCGACAAUGGAGGCGGCAGCGGCGGCACCCCCCGGCUGGUCUUGCCCAGGCGAACGUCUCUUGGCGCCACUGGUUCUUCAGGGUCCGGGUUCAACCUCGGUGUCAGCACCACCACCACUACCACUAACAACAACAGGAACGCCUUUUCGGGUGGGAGAGCGGGGACGCGCGAGGAGAGCGCUAGCCCCGAGCUCGUGGGGUUUACUAGAGAGCAGAGGAAGCGGGAGGGGAGCGGGGCCAGCGUCACCAGCUUGCGCUCGCCGAGCACGCCGUCUGGGCGGAGGGCCAGUGGGGGCCCGCUAUCUAGGUUGAUGCCUGCGCCGACGGGCAGCAUCGUCUCGGAAGGGGGAGACGUUUCCACAGGCAGCGACAACAAGUCUGUCAAGUCCGACGUGUUGGCAGAAGAGCAGCCAGCAUCGACGGCGGCAGCACCAUCCGGCGGCUCCGGUAACCUUGCGAAGAAGAAGAAGACGUUCAUGGAAAAGUUCGGCGACAUGCUCGAGGCUGCCGCGGAGACCGCCAUACCCGCCGCCCCCGGCGGGGGGGGGGUAGGGUACGGUAGCCGCGCUGCUACCGCCGGGCCCCGUGAGUGGGAGCAGUGGGACGCCCCUCUGCUUCUAGAGUUCAUGAAGGAAGAGGCUCGAACGGCGGCGGACAAGGCCCGAAAGGAGGACAUCGCUCGCACCGGGGGAGACAAGGACAAGCUUGUAGCCUUGGUCAAGACAUGGUACACGCCCUUCUUGUCUCAGGCGGAGUUUAUCCGGCAAAAGGAAGCCCUGACCACCCAGCACGUGGGGACGGUGGACAAUUCGGGUCGGUGCGUAUCCGCCAAAACAUCGUCAUUAGCGUCCCCAGUCAGAGGAAGGAGGGGCGGGGAAGGCGGACCACUUUCCCCGGCCAUCGGCUCCGCCGACCUUUCCCCAGGCCUCUUUCUCUCGAGGCGCUCCCGUGCCAAGGACACCUCUCCAAGAAGCACGAAACCCGGGGACGCUUUGCGGCUGUCCCCUGCCCCCGAGGAGAGCGGGCUUGAGCUCGGCGGAGGCGUUUUCGACACCGCCUCUGCAAGGAGUGCCGCGGCCGGGGAGGGGGCCGGGGGUAUUUACCGUGCGGUAGUGGUCGGGUACGUGGUCGAUGGAGGAGGGGGCUGGAGGAAGGUUGGUUCUGCUUUUUCUCGGGACAUUCACUUCCUGGUGGAGGUGGAGGUUUUUUCGGCCGGGGGAGGGACCCGUUUUUGGGCGUGUUACAAGCGGCAAGUGGUAUCGGGGGGGGGGGGUAGGGACUUGUAG
This is a messenger RNA of Ectocarpus siliculosus, 2157 nucleotides long. The record is from the annotation of a GenBank genome assembly. NCBI's taxonomy places the organism in Eukaryota, Phaeophyceae, Ectocarpales, Ectocarpaceae.